AUGGACCCCUUCUUCGCCGACGACGACGGCGGCGCCGCCGACGACCUCCACCGCACCGCCUCCCACCCGUUCGACGACGCCGAGGACGACGACGGCUCCGCCGCGGCCGGGGCCGACGGCGGCGCGGGAGGGUACGCCCCCUUCGCGGACGCCGGGUACGGCUCCUUCGCCGACGCCGGCCCCGAGGAGGAGGAGGAGGAGGAGGAGGCGGUGGACGAGGAGAUCGCCGCCGACUCCGCCGUCCCGGUCCGCCACGUCUCCGGCGGGUACGCCCCCGCGGCCUUCUUCCCCGACUCGGACUUCGGGGGCGGGGGCGACGACGGCGGGCCCGUCCUGCCGCCGCCGGCCGAGAUGGGCCGGGAGGAGGGCGCCCUCCUCCGCGAGUGGCGCAGGCAAAAUGCUCUAGUUCUCGGGGAAAAAGAACGGAAGGAGAAGGAGCUACGCGCCCAAAUAAUUGCAGAAGCUGAAGAGUUCAAGAUAGCUUUCAAUGAGAAGAGGAUACAGACCUGUGAGACGAAUAAGGUCCAUAGCAGGGAAAGAGAGAAGAUCUUCGUUGAAAGCCAGGAGAAAUUCCAUGCUAGCGCAGACAAGCAGUACUGGAAAUCAAUCUCGGAGCUCAUCCCACAUGAAAUCGCUACCAUCGAGAAGCGGGGCAAGAAAGACAAGGACAAGAAGCCAUCCAUCGCAGUCAUUCAGGGCCCCAAGCCCGGUAAGCCCACCGACCUCUCCCGGAUGCGCCAGGUCCUAGUGAAGCUCAAGCAUGCUCCUCCACCGCACAUGAUGCAACCUCCACCAGCCCCUGCUGCCAAGGAAGGCGCCAAGGAAGGUGCGAAAGACGGCGCGCCAGCACCAGCAAACGGAGCCAAGCAGCCCGCAGAGAGCAAAGAAGCACCCGCCAACGGCCCUGCCGCAGAGACGGAGAAGGAGCAGCCCGCAGCAUCAGCAGAGUAG
Molecule: messenger RNA, 951 nt
Organism: Triticum turgidum subsp. durum (durum wheat)
Lineage: Eukaryota; Viridiplantae; Streptophyta; Magnoliopsida; Poales; Poaceae
Source: the annotation of a GenBank genome assembly